AUGGCGCUCUCAGCUUCCGAUUUAGGAACGAUAUAUUCCUUAUUGACGAAUUCAAUGAGCGGCGAUGAGAGCGUCCGCAAGCCAGCCGAGGCGGCGCUAUCUCAGUUCGAGAAUCGGCCUGGUUUUUGCUCCUGUCUCAUGGAAGUUAUAACUGCAGCAGAUUUAGCUUCGCAAGUUGAUGUUCGGUUAUUAGCUUCGGUUUAUUUCAAGAAUAGUAUCAAUCGGUACUGGAGGAACCGGCGGGAUUCUGCGGCCAUAAGCAGCGAGGAGAAAAACCACUUGAGACAGAAAUUACUGUCACAUUUGAGAGAAGAGAACGAUAAGAUAGCUGGGCUGUUGGCAGUCCUCAUUUCCAAGAUUGCCCGCCUUGAUUAUCCUAGAGAAUGGGAUGUGGGGUUUGGGGGAGGGGGUGGUGGAUUGCCAGAGCUCUUUUCAGUCUUAGCACACAAGCUUCAAUCGGCAGAUGUCCCUACUUCUCAUAGGAUUUUUUUGAUUCUGUUUCGAACCUUGAAGGAAUUAUCAACUAAACGUCUUACUGCUGACCAAAGGAACUAUGCAGAGACAAAGAAAAAGGUUGACUUCCUCUGGAGCCUUUGGCAAAGCGAUUUUCAAACCAUAAUACAUCGUUUCUCUACACUUGCUCAAAGCUAUACUCCUAAUGCUCUGGAGCAGCGUCAUGAUGAGCUGUAUCUAAUAAGAUUUCCAAGUGAUUCAAAAUGUGUACAGGAGGUUCGACCAGUUAAGGAGGUUUCCCCUGCACUCUUGGAAGCCACUCAAUCAUUGCUCGCAUUCUAUUCAUCUUUCCAGAAGGGACAUCCUAAAUUUUGGGACUUCAUAAAGCGGGCAUGUACUAAAUUGAUUAAGGUUUUAGUCGCAAUUCAGGGCAGACAUCCUUAUUCAUUUGGUGACAAGUCUGUCCUUCCUCCUGUCAUGGAUUUCUGUUUAAACAAGAUUUCUGAUCCAGAUCCAGAUAUUUUAUCAUUUGAGCAAUUCCUGAUUCAGUGCAUGGUGAUGGUGAAGUGUGUACUUGAGUGUAAAGAGUAUAAGCUAAAUCUCACUGGGCGGGUAAUGGAUGAAAGUGUGAUUACAAUGGAGCAGAUGAAAAAGAACAUUUCCAAUGCUGUUGGCGGUGUCCUGACUUCUCUUCUCCCAAGUGAACGUAUAGUACUUUUGUGUAAUGUGUUAAUAAGGAGCAACCACAAGCAUUAUUUUGAUCUUAUGAUUGUUGCUCUAGGGUUCUGGGUUCAUAAAGGAAACCAUUUUGCACUGUUGAUAGCUAGCGAUCUGGAGGAGUUGUACCAAAACCCAGAAUCUUUUCAUCACGAGCAGGAUAUGAUUCAGUGGACUGAAAAACUGAGGCCUUGUGCUGAAGCUUUAUACAUACUGUUGGGCCCCGUUGUGGUGUCCAUCCUUCAAGAGGCAAUGAAUGCUUGCCCAACAUCAGUUACUGAAAUCACUCCAGGGUUACUUCUUAAAGAUGCUGCUUAUGGUGCUGCUGCCUAUGUUUACUAUGAGCUUUCUAACUACCUGAGCUUCAAAGAUUGGUUUAAUGGUGCUUUAUCCCUUGAACUGUCAAAUGAUCAUCCAAAUAUGUGUAUCAUCCAUCGAAAAGUUGCGCUGAUACUAGGACAAUGGGUUUCUGAGAUUAAAGCGGACACAAAGAGACCAGUGUAUUGUGGAUUGAUUAGAUUGCUAGAAGACAAAGACCUGUCUGUCAGGCUGGCAGCUUGUCGGUCUUUGUGUUUGCAUAUUGAGGAUGCAAACUUCUCAGAGCAAGAAUUUCUAGAUCUUCUUCCAAUCUGCUUUGAUUCGUGCUUUAAGUUGGUUGAGGAGGUUCAGGAAUUUGACUCAAAGGUUCAGGUUUUGAAUUUGAUCUCUGUUCUUAUUGGACAUGUCCAUGAGAUCAUUCCAUUUGCAAACAAGUUGGUGCAAUUUUUCCAGAAGGUUUGGGAGGAGGCUUCUGGUGAGAGUCUUCUACAGAUUCAGAUUCUCAUUGCUUUGCGGAAUUUUGUGGUUGAACUUGGCUAUCAGUCACCUACUUGCUACAAUGUGCUGUUGCCUAUUCUCCAAAGUGGAAUUAAUAUAAAUAGCCCAGAUAUACUCAAUCUUUUAGAGGACGGCAUGCUGUUAUGGGAAGCAACACUUUCUCAUGCUCCUGCAAUGGAGCCUCGACUAUUAGCAUACUUCCCAUGUCUCGUGGAAAUCAUGGAAAGAAGUUUUGAUCACUUGCAGGUCGCUAUAAACAUCUUUGAGGAUUACGUAGUUUUGGGUGGGAUUGAAUUUCUAAGAAUGCAUGCUUCCAAUGUUGCCAAACUUCUAGAUCUGAUUGUUGGAAAUGUUAAUGAUAGAGGCCUGCUUUCAACUCUUCCUGUCAUUGACAUAUUAGUACAGAAACGCAUUCGACCUAUCCGAAAUAUUUGUGAAAUGGAGAUGAAAACUACAAAACCUUUUGGGGAUUUCUCUGGGACUGAAGUUUUUGUGAUGAUUCUUGGAGUGCUUCCCUGCAGAAGUGCCCCUACUUAUCAGCAGUACUUUGCAAGUGAGUGCAGUUCUUGUAAACUAAUCAUGAUAUGUUUAAGUGGAAGAGAUGACUUUGAGCCUUCCAAGGCAGCUGUUAAAACAUCUUCAGCUGCAAUUCUAGCAAGGAUUUUGGUGAUGAACACCAAUUACCUUGCCCAAUUGACAGCAGAACCAUCUCUUUCAUUGCUUCUCCAGCAGGCAGAUAUUGCAGUUGAGGAAAAUAUACUUCUUUGUUUGGUUGACAUAUGGCUUGACAAGAUAGAUAAUGCAUCUUCCGACCAGAAAAGGACAUUUGGGUUAGCACUUUCCAUAAUUUUGACACUAAGACUGCCUCAAGUCCUCGAUAAACUUGAUCAGAUCCUCAGCGUAUGUACGAGUGUAAUUUUGGGUGCAAAUGAUGAUUUGACAGAGGAAGAGUCCAGUGGUGAUAACACGAGUUCCAGUAAGUUCCAUGGUGAGGGCAUUAUUCCAAGUAGAGAGUACAGAAAAAGACAGAUUAAAUUUUCGGACCCUAUCAAACGAUGGUCCUUGGAGAACUCAGUAAGACAGAAUCUUCAAACAUGUGCUACUCUUCAUGGGGAAUCUUUUAAUUCAGCCAUUAGUAGAAUGCAUCCUGCAGCAUUUGCACAAUUGAAACAGGCUUUGAAGAUGCCAUAG
This is a messenger RNA of Dovyalis caffra, 3177 nucleotides long. The record is from the annotation of a GenBank genome assembly. Lineage: Eukaryota; Viridiplantae; Streptophyta; Magnoliopsida; Malpighiales; Salicaceae.